UGCAUUACGUCUAGACUUAGAUUACAUCCCAACAUUUACUAAGAAGCCUUUUCCAAUAAUGAACAGUUCAGCUUUGUUGAUUCUCCUUAUAAACAUCUUAAUGAAAAUGCAUUUGUUGGUAUUUCAGUUGCAUCUAUUUAAUCCGCGAUAAAAUACGCGAACGCGAUCUCUUCCAUUGCUGACGUUUGCAGUCAACAACACAGCGAGAUUCAUGAAUCGUCCGGCUUGCCUACACUUUUUUCACUCCUCCCCUCACUGCAGCCGGCUACUCUCGCCUAUAUUUCAGGCAAGGCAAGCUGCAUCUCAAACAAGCCUAUUAAUUCAUUGCUCUGCGCAGCUCCGUAUGCAGCAGUCGGGCUGUUCAUUCCUCUCACGCGGUUUAGCCAUUCCUUUGCUGCUGUUUACAUCUGUUGCUUUUAAUAAAAUCUGCACGUCGCGAUGGAUUCUCCUACAAAGAUGAAUGCUACAGCUGAGGAAAUCAUGGAGGAGUUUUUAAACACGAGCGAUGCAGAAGAAUACGAGAUGAUCGAGUCUGAUGAUCAAUCGGAUCUGGAGAGUGUCGGUUCCAGCGUGGAUUUACUUGAGGAAAUGAUCGUUGUUCCUGUGCUGGACUCUGAACUUUCAGAUGCCAACAAUUUACCAGAUGAGGUCUUGCAUCCAGAGGUCACUCCACAAAAGAGGAAAAGACCUUUACCAGACGUGUUUUCAUCACCUGCCACUAUACCAGUUGUCAAAUGGAGAGGAAAGCGAAGUAGCCUGAACCGAUCCUUUCCAGAUUUCAAUUUAAACACCUUAGAAGAUAAGUGGAAAAGUGUAGAUGACCCUGAUCCUGAACCACAACAACCGGUCUUUAGACCCAUCCAAACACCUGGCCCACAGGUGGUCUGUAGCGCAUCCUGCAGACCUCUGCAAUAUUUCGAAUUAUUCUUUACUUCCUCGAUCAUUCAGAGGAUUGUAGAUAACAGUAACGCUUACGCAGCAAAGAUGUACGGAAGUGAUAAAAGUAUGUGCCGUGACAUUUCUGUGAAGGAUUUCAAGUCAUUCCUUGCAAUGGUGAUCUACAUGGGUCUGGUAAAAUGCUGUUCACUAACUGACUACUGGAAAACAUCUGACUUGUACAGACUGCCCUUUCCUGGCCGAAUCAUGUCUUUCAAGAAAUUUUAUGCUAUAUGCAAUUGUUUUCAUAUCAGUGAUCCCAAAGUAGACGUAGAGAACGACCAGAAGAAAGGAACAGAUGAAUAUGACCGUCUGUUUAGGAUCAAACCGCUGUAUGAGGACAUUAGAGAAGCCUGCAGGAGCUCCUUCCAGCCCUUUCAAAACAUCUCCAUCGAUGAAAGAAUGGUAGCAUCAAAGGCUAGAAAUGGACUCAAACAAUACAUGAAAAACAAACCAACGAAAUGGGGCUACAAACUGUAUGUACUGGCAGAUUCCAGCUCUGGCUACACGUGGGACUUCUUUGUUUAUGAAGGAAGGUCCAUUUCAAAGCAAGGAAAGGGGAUUGCCUAUGAGUCUGUGAUGGCACUGGCAGAUGAAAAGUUGUUGGGCUCUGGAUACAAGCUGUAUGUUGACAACUUUUUCACCAGCCCCGCACUCUUCAAGGAUCUUCUCAGUAAGAAUAUUUAUGCUUGCGGGACCCUUCGAGCAAACAGGAUCGGUCACACUCAAACCCCAGGUCCUCCUGGUAACAUACGCUGGUUUAGGGACGACAAACUCCUGUUCAUCGAGUGGAAAGACAGGAGAGACGUGCUGAUGUGCUCCACCUUUCAUAAAGUGUUCAAUGGCGACACAGUGAAAAGGAGGGUGAAGGGAAAAAACGGUGCUCGGACCAUUGAAGAUCUGCCGGUUCCUGCUGCAGUGUUGGACUACAAUAAGCACAUGGGUGGAGUCGAUCUGUCUGACGCGCUUAUCGGAUAUUACACAGUUCUGCAUAAAACUAGAAAGUGGUAUCGGUCCUUUUUUUACCACUUUGUGGACAUUGCUGUUGUAAACGCCUUAAUUAUACAUCAGCACGUAGCCAGGGAGAGGAACCAAAAACCAAUGACCCAGAAGCAGUUUCGAGAGGCUCUUAUCUCAGACCUGGCCCAAACAGGACCUAAAUAUCACACUGCUCGAGUGGGUUCUGAUGAAUUUCACCUGCCCAAGUACAUCAGCGGAGAUGCAACGGAAGGAAGACGCAAAUGCAGAGUGUGCAGUGCUAAAACCCCAAUCAUGUGCGUGAUGUGCGAAAUGCCACUGUGUCUUGUUGCGGCUCGUAAUUGCUUUAUUGAAUUUCAUGAAUCUGAUGAAGCUGAAACAAAGGUAAAAGCAAAGUACAAAAGACGUGUCAAAAAAGAAAAAAGAAAAUAAACAUCUACAAAAAGAUUAAGGGGGCGACCACACCAAACGCUUUUAUAGCAGUUGCAGGCGCCUCUGGAGGUACCUUGACUAUGAAGACUUUUAUACUUUAUAUUUGCCUUCAACUACUGAAAUCCAUUGAUAGAAACACAUGAAAUAUUUUCAUUACUUCAAAAAACCCAUGUUAUACUCAUUUUAAGCUGUGAAGGCUGCCAUUAUGAUUUGAUUAUUCGCAGUUGUUGUGGAAUAUUACUGCAGUUUACUGUAGUUUUCUAACGAGAAUGUGUUACUCCCCAAAAUGGCGACUUCUUAGAUGUUUCCUAAGUUUAUUAACACUAUGACAUCAUAAUUUUACAUUUGAUUUCACAUUCAUAAAGCCAAUCCCAGUGUUAAUCUAUUAAGCCAUAAACUAAAUCAAAAUGUUAAUCUGUGUUUAACUAGAGAGAAGUUGUAUGCAUGGGGGAAGGUGCAAGGGUGUGUAAAUAAUGAGAUUUUUUAUAUUUUUAGGUCAACUUUUUCUAGUACUAGUUAAAAAAACUCAAACUCUGGUUUGGAUGAGAGCAUUAUCAAGCUCAGAGGUGGAGCGACAGGGCUAGAUAUUACAGUACUUCAUGAUUAAUUUAUGAGUACGUUAACUAUGUUCAGUAUUAUUUAAU
Molecule: messenger RNA, 2990 nt
Organism: Paramisgurnus dabryanus
Lineage: Eukaryota; Metazoa; Chordata; Actinopteri; Cypriniformes; Cobitidae
Source: RefSeq, a predicted model, not a curated record